This is a messenger RNA of Capsella rubella, 531 nucleotides long. RefSeq names its product putative lipid-binding protein AIR1B. NCBI's taxonomy places the organism in Eukaryota, Viridiplantae, Streptophyta, Magnoliopsida, Brassicales, Brassicaceae. The transcript has 2 exons. The record is from RefSeq and is a predicted model, not a curated record. Bases 1 to 384 code for a protein of 127 amino acids.
AUGUGUAUUUGGCUUUUGGAAGAACGAAUAGUAGAAGUUUCAAUACAUGGUUCAAAGAACACUAUAGCUCUUUUCCUCACCAUCAACCUCGUCCUAUUUGGCUUCACGGUGUCCCAAACUCCGACGUGUCCCAGGGACAUCGGAGCUUGUAGCGACAUAUUUGGCAUCGACGCAAUUAUCAACCCUCGAACAGUGAGGCCAUGCUGCGAUCUUGUGCGUGGGCUUGACAGCACUAUGGCAUGUGUAUGCAUCUGCGAUGCCAUUAAAGUCAAAGGCUUCAAUUAUCCGUUUACUUUGGGACUUGCUGAGGUUCUUUACUUUUGCUAUGUUCUCUUUCCACCAAGUGUUUACAGAUGCGGUCCAUCGUCUUCAUCACAAAAGUAGCAGUCUAGCAGACCGGUUCUGUAUUAUCGGAUAAUAAUGGUGCAAGUAUGUUUCUCUGAUAAUUUAUACGUGUGCUUAGCAUGAUUAUGUUGUUUCUGAAAUAAAGUGAUAACAUUCCUACUGUUAAUUUUCACAUGUUUGGGACAA